Capsicum annuum is the source of this 2346-nucleotide messenger RNA. RefSeq lists its product as uncharacterized. The coding region runs from base 1 to 2346 and encodes 781 amino acids. The transcript is spliced from 5 exons. Lineage: Eukaryota; Viridiplantae; Streptophyta; Magnoliopsida; Solanales; Solanaceae. The record is from RefSeq and is a predicted model, not a curated record.
AUGGAUAAUUUUGAAGAAAAUGUGGUGGUUGCUUUGUAUUGGGGUGGUGAAAUAAUUUCUGAAAUGAGCAGAUUUAGAUACAGCGAAGGUGCUAGAAUGAUUGUUAGCAUGUCUAUUUCAACUAGCGACGUUGAACUAGUGUCAACGUUGCAUGAAAAAAUAAGGAAUAACAGUGAAAAUAUUCAAAUGUAUAUUUCUGAAAAAUAUCCAUGCUCAUUUCAAGGUAACAUUACAAGGUUUAUUGAAUUUAAAAUAGAGAAUGACCAGUCUUUGCUACAAUUUCUUGUCAUUCCUCAAAAAAUUUCGAAUAAAAUUGAUAUAAAUCUUUUGGAGAUGUAUGUAAAGACUAGACCAACAAAUCAUGAUAAUCUAUUUCAAAUGAAUGGUCAGCAUGGUGAUCAUAUGAAUUUAUUAGCUCAAAAUUAUGGAUUUGCCAUGCUCAGCCAUCCUCAUUUUGCAUAUACUACAACCCCUAGUAUCCAUCAAUCACUUGAUGGAAGCCCAAACGAACAUGAGUAUCAAUCAUAUGAUGAAGGAUUAAGUAGUCAAGGACACAUUGAAAGUGGCCAUAGACAAUAUGAGAUCAGAGAAGAUGAGGAUAACUUUGAUUUGUGUAAUGAUGCACAUGCUCAAAUUUGUGAUGAAAGUUCGGAUGAAGAUGAACCUUCAGAAGAUGAUGGAGAAAGUGAAACCUUAGAAAGUGAAUCUAAUGAAGAUACCAAUAAUAGUGAAGAUUUACCUCAAAAUGAUAUUGGUGUAAAUCUUCAUAAUCAAUUUGGUCAAAGUGUGUCUGAAAUACAAAAUCAUGAUAUACCCUACUUUACAACAUUAGAGAAUGAAGAAGAUAUUUUUAUCUCUACCCUUGAAUCUGAGAUGAAUUGUUGUUCUGUUUGGUCUGACGAUGACAAAAAAGAUUUAAAAAAAGAAGUGUGUUUUAGCAGCAAAGAUAGAUUGAAACGGGUUGUGACAAUUUGGAGUUUGCGCAAAAAUAAAGAAUUCAUAGUUGUAACAUCAAGGAGGAAACUAUGGAUUGUCAGAUGCAGGUUUCACGAAUCAUUAGGUUGUCGAUGGUUUCUUCGAGGCCGAAAGAUUGGAGGUAGCCUUUGGAAGAUAGCAAAGUAUUUUGAUAAUCAUAGAUGUGAGACUGAAGGGCUUACUACAGGUCACGCUAACCUAGAUACCAAUUUAAUUGCAUCUUUGUUUCUAAAUCAAAUACGUAAAAUUCUCAAAUUGUUGGUAGUAGAUGUCAUUUCUAAGAAAUCAUUUAGUGAGCUUCCUAAGUUUUUUGCAGCUUUUCAACACUUUAACCAUGGAACAAUUGUAGAAUGGAAACACGAAGAGUCAAUGAGUUUGUUAGAGGUAAAAACGUUUAAAUUUGUAUUUUGGGCUUUCAAGCCAUGCAUUGAUGGAUUCCGAUCUUGUUGUCCAGUUAUUUCAGUAGAUGGAACCCAUUUGUAUGGUAAAUAUGAGAUAAAAUUAUUAAUUGAUGUUGGAAUUGAUGGAAAUGAUAACGUUCUUCCUCUAGCAUUUGCUAUUGUUGAUAGGGAAUCGAAAGAGGCAUGGAAGUGGUUUUUUAGAAAACUAAGCGCACAUGAGCCUCGGGCGUUUCAUCGAUUUUGCGUAAGACAUCUUAAGAGUAACUUUCAAUCUUAUUUUCCAAACAGAAAUCUCAGUGAUCUGAUGUGGAAUGCUGCAUCGGCUCAUCAAGUAAGGAAGUUCGAAGCUUUGAUGUGGGAAAUUAGGGAAGAAAAUGAAGAAACAUAUGAAUAUCUCAUGCAAUUUCCAUUGAACAAAUGGACGAUUAGCCAUGAUGAUGGAAAAAGAUGGGGAGUGUUGACAACAAAUCUUUCAGAGUCUUUCAACGGCCUUCUAAAGAAAGCUCGAGAAUUGUCUGCCACUGCCAUGGUGAGACUUUCAUUGGAGCAAAUAGUUGAACGAUCUAUUCAAGUUGAUGGUACUGGUGGUAAUCCUCAUCGUGUUUCACUAAAUGAUAAAAAAUAUGAUUGUGGAAAAUGGGCUAAUUUGCACUUUUCGUGUUCACAUGUCAUGAAGGUUACUGAAAAAAUGGGAGGGCUAGCUAGAAAUUUCGUUAGCGAGCAUUUCACAACAGAGAAUUAUGUUGCUGCAUAUUCCGGGUCAUUCUCACCGGUUGGGCACGAGACAUAUUGGCCAUCUCCAAGUUUUAUAGUGAGAAGUAAUGAAUUCUAUCCUCGUCCUAAUCGACAAAGGACAACUAGAGUACCUAAUGAGAUGGAUCGUGGUCCUGCAGUAUAUAGGCGAGCUUGCGGGUUGUGUAGACAGACUGGACAUGAUAGGCGCCGAUGUCCAACUCGUAAUCAAACUUAA